CCUCCUUUCUGAUUCCUGGUAGACCUUUUGCUUCCAAGAUGGAUCCAUUGCUGGGAGUGAAGAUUGGCUGUUUGGCAGGCCUGCUGGUGGUCCCGCUGCUUUGUGGACUCAUCCCGGCCCAAGUCCAGUGGUUCCAGAUCAACAUGGCCCGAGGAAAGCAUCGACGCAUCCUUAGCAUUAUAGGCUGUUUCGCAGCUGGAGUGUUCCUUGGGGCCUGCAUUAUGCACAUGGUGGCUGAUGCACUGGGGGACAUCAAAUCAGAAAUAGAGAAGUACCAGCAACAGGGAGCUCUGGUCCCAAAACAGAAUACGACUUCUGCAAGUGAUGAUUCUGAGGACUACCCAUUUGGAGAACUCAUCAUCUCCUUUGGCUUCUUCCUGGUGUUUUUCAUUGAGAGCGUGGUGCUGUCCUGCUGCCCUCGGGCUGUGCAUUCCCACGGUGACGCCGAAGCCCACGAUGAUCACAAGGGCACACCCGAGUCGCACAGCUCCUUCCGAGCUUUUGUGCUCUUUCUUUCGCUCUCCUUCCACUCCGUCUUCGAAGGCCUCGCCAUCGGGGUGCAGAAGGAGGACACAGGGGCCAUCCAGCUCUGCCUGGCUGUGUUGAUCCACAAGGCCAUUGUGGCCUUCAGCCUGGCCUUGAAGCUGGUGCAGAGUGGCACCAAGGCCCGGUGGAGAGUUCUGUACCUGGUGGUCUUUGCCCUCAUGUCCCCUGUCGGGAUCGCUAUAGGCAUUGGGGUGUCGCUUACGAACGGUGAUGGAAGCGGCCUGGCUCAGGCUGUGCUGGAAGGGGUGGCAGCCGGGACAUUCCUUUACGUCACUUUUCUGGAGAUCCUGCCCUACGAGCUGCGCUCGCACGAAAGCCCCCUCGCCAAAUUCGCUUUCAUUGGCUUUGGCUUCUUUAUCAUGGCUGUCAUUGCCAUUUGGGCAUGAAAGGUUUAUUGAGGUAGGGUCAUCGUGGAAACCCAUCGCU
Messenger RNA from Heteronotia binoei (common prickly gecko), 972 nucleotides. RefSeq names its product solute carrier family 39 member 2 (gene SLC39A2). The coding region runs from base 39 to 932 and encodes 297 amino acids. Gene Ontology annotation, molecular function: zinc ion transmembrane transporter activity. Gene Ontology annotation, cellular component: plasma membrane. The transcript is spliced from 4 exons. The record is from RefSeq and is a predicted model, not a curated record. Lineage: Eukaryota; Metazoa; Chordata; Lepidosauria; Squamata; Gekkonidae. Gene Ontology annotation, biological process: zinc ion transmembrane transport.